AUUAUAGUUGCGCUUACUAAGAGAUAUUGUUUUUUUUAUUUAUAUGUUUGCUCACACUCUUGGGGACAUUCGGAGCUCUUGGUGUUCAUAGUUGUAUUGCCACAAAUUCAGUGAUUUUUCUUUAAAAUUGUAAGUCCGGCAAAAUCUUAGAUUUGUCCUUUGAUGCAAUCAAUUCUCAAGAGUUGACAUUACUUGAAACCUAUUAUUACAAAUAGUUUUGUCGUACUGAUCUUUAGCUUUUUUAUAUUCAUGUUAAUAUAUACGUUUUUCAUACGAUGUAUUUAAUAGGCAUUUAAUAAAAAGCAAAAACAAACGCACUGGAUGCAGAUACGCAAGAAAAUAGUUAUCAGUAAUAGUAACUAAUGUCGAUAAGUGCAACAAAUGAUAAAGUGAUAAGUGAUAAUUGAAGCUGAAACGUAGCAAAAAUUAUAAUAGAGAAACUUGGAAUUUCAAUAUUUAGGUGCUCGUAUUUUGUUUAAUGGUAGAAUAUUAUUGGUGCAUGUUAGAUGCAGUUAACACAACUGCCUUAUGUAUUCAAAAACUUGAUCGUAUUUCGUUGACGGAUCUUUAUACUAAUAUUGUGAUUACAUAUAAUUAGAGAGUUUAAAAUUAUGAGACGUCCAAAUAUGAAAUGGUUGUUUAAAACUGCUUGCUUACUCAUCAUUGCGGGCACAUUAUUCAUUUUUGCUAUGGGCUACUUGUCGGCUAGUUCGUAUACAAAUCGAUUACCGGAUCAAAGGCCAAACGCAAUGCCUUAUGUUGCACUGGAAGUGGAGAAACGAGAAAUGGAAGGACAACAACAACAACAGCAGCAACAACAUGUCAAGUUACAACUUUCUCCGCUUAACCAAUUAAAAAAGGAUUGGCAUGACCAUGCUGCGAUGAAAGCGGACGUUGAACGUGUGGGUUUCGGAGAACAAGGGAAACGAGCAGCAAAUAAUGAUGAGAGCACACGAGAAUUAGAGCGUAAAAUGUCGCUAGAGAAUGGUUUUAAUGCUUAUGUUUCUGAUAUGAUAUCUGUGAAUCGCUCAUUACCGGAUUUACGCUAUGAAGGUUGCCGAACUAAAGAGUAUUUAGUUAAAUUGCCCACAGUAAGCAUAGUGAUACCAUAUCACAACGAGCAUUUUAGUGUUUUGAUGCGUUCCGUGCACAGCUUGAUAAAUCGUUCGCCUCCCGAAUUACUUAAGGAGAUAAUAUUGAUUGAUGAUUUUAGUGAUCGAAAAUAUCUUUUUAAGCAAUUAGAUGAAUAUGUUGGAGAGAAUUUUCGCAAAGUGCAUAUUUUUCAUUUGCCACAACGUACCGGACUGAUAGGAGCACGAAUGGCUGGCGCUCGGAAGGCUAGUGGAGAUGUUUUAAUAUUUUUAGACUCUCAUGUGGAAGCCAAUUAUAAUUGGUUGCCGCCACUUUUAGAGCCGAUAGCCUUGAAUAAGCGAACUGCAGUAUGUCCUUUUAUUGAUGUGAUUGAUCAUAGCAAUUUCGAAUAUCGAGCACAAGAUGAAGGUGCGCGUGGUGCUUUCGACUGGGAAUUUUAUUAUAAACGUCUACCCUUGCUUCCGGAAGAUUUACUUGAUCGAACGAAGCCCUUUCGCAGUCCAAUUAUGGCUGGGGGCCUUUUUGCCAUAUCUAGAGAAUUUUUUUUCGAAUUAGGUGGUUACGACGAAGGUCUAGAUAUAUGGGGCGGAGAGCAAUAUGAAUUAAGUUUCAAAAUAUGGAUGUGUGGUGGUGAGCUGUUGGACGCUCCUUGCUCUCGUGUGGGUCACAUAUACCGUGGCCCUCGCAAUAGUCAACCAAGCCCUCGAAAAGGGGAUUAUCUACAUCGGAAUUAUAAGCGAGUUGCAGAAGUGUGGAUGGACGACUACAAACAAUUCUUGUAUGAACAUGGUCAAGGUAUAUAUGAGACUAUCGAUGCAGGUGAUCUGACUGAACAAAAGCGAAUACGGGAAAAAUUGCAUUGUAAAUCGUUUAAAUGGUUCAUGGAACAAAUUGCUUUUGAUUUGAUCAAAGUUUAUCCGCCGGUGGAACCAUCGGAUUAUGCGUAUGGGGCUAUACAGAGUAUUGGUGCACCGUCUCUCUGCGUAGAUACUCUGGGUAGAUCUCGUCACGCUCAAAUCGGUUUAUAUCGUUGUCAUGACGACAUUCGUCGACCACAACGCAAUCAAAACUGGGCACUUAGCUGGCAUAGAGAUUUGCGGCUUAGACGAAAAAAGGAUUGCUUAGAUGUACAGGAAAGAUUUAAAAAUGCUCCGGUUUGGUUAUGGGAUUGCCAUUUGCAAGGAGGUAAUCAAUUUUGGUCGUAUGAUCGUGAACAUAAUUGGCUUGUUCAUGGCGAAAACAAUGACAAUAGUAACAAACGGUGCUUAGAGGCCUCUCCAUCCGAUCGCAAAUUGUACGUUAACAUUUGCCGAGAAGGUAACCGCAAUAUGCAAUGGAAAUUCGGAGUUACGAACGCCACAGCCUUGAAUCAUUUUUGGGAUUUAGUCCCCAAACUUCGUUAAUUGACAUUUAAGAAUUUGAUCAUCUUAGCAAUGUACUUAAAAUUGUUCCACAAGAAAGAGAAAUGUGUCUUUGAGUAGACAUUCUUAAGCAAUAACUAAUAUUCCAGUCGAUAUAAUUAUAUAUAGUAAUCAUAAAUAAGUGUAACAUUCCACAUAAUUUCGUUCUAUUUGUAUAUAUAUAUAUAUAUUUGUAUUUAUUACACACACGCAUA
This is a messenger RNA of Glossina fuscipes, 2707 nucleotides long. It is a transcript of the gene Pgant6, whose product is annotated as N-acetylgalactosaminyltransferase 6. The coding region runs from base 612 to 2495 and encodes 627 amino acids. Gene Ontology annotation, cellular component: Golgi apparatus. The record is from RefSeq and is a predicted model, not a curated record. The transcript has 6 exons. Lineage: Eukaryota; Metazoa; Arthropoda; Insecta; Diptera; Glossinidae.